Pneumocystis carinii B80 is the source of this 1083-nucleotide messenger RNA. Its product is annotated as mitogen-activated protein kinase 1. Gene Ontology annotation, biological process: protein phosphorylation; intracellular signal transduction. The record is from RefSeq and is a predicted model, not a curated record. Gene Ontology annotation, molecular function: MAP kinase activity; ATP binding. The transcript is spliced from 8 exons. The coding region runs from base 1 to 1083 and encodes 360 amino acids. Gene Ontology annotation, cellular component: nucleus; cytoplasm. Lineage: Eukaryota; Fungi; Ascomycota; Pneumocystomycetes; Pneumocystales; Pneumocystaceae.
AUGGGCCAGGAAUUUGUGCUUCAAAAGGGAUAUGAGGUUAUAAAAGGCCUUGGAAAAGGUUCAUACGGUGUUGUUUGCUCUGCAAAGAAUAUAGAGAAUGAUGAUAAUAACAAAGUGGCUAUCAAAAAAAUAACAAAUAUAUUUUCUAAAAAAAUGGUUGCAAAAAGAGCUUUACGUGAAAUCAUGCUUCUUCAGCAUUUUAGAAAUCAUAAAAAUAUAACUAUGCUUUAUGAUAUGGAUAUAGUAGAUCCCAGCAAAUUUAAUGAGCUUUAUCUAUAUGAAGAGCUUAUGCAAGCUAAUUUGAACAGUAUUAUAAAAUCAGAUCAACCAUUGACAGAUGCACAUUUUCAAUCGUUUAUAUACCAGAUUCUAUGUGGUUUAAAAUAUAUUCAUUCAGCCAAUGUUCUUCACCGUGAUUUAAAGCCUAGUAAUCUUUUAAUUAAUGCAGAUUGUAAGCUAAAAAUAUGUGAUUUUGGUUUAUCUAGAGGUAUGUCUGUAAACCAGGGACAAGGUACUGAAUAUAUGACUGAAUAUGUUACUACAAGAUGGUAUCGAGCACCAGAAGUUAUGCUUAGUUUUCAAAGUUAUAGCAAAGCUAUUGAUCUUUGGUCCGUUGGAUGUAUUUUGGCAGAGCUUCUAGGAAGAAAACCUUUCUUUAAAGGAAGUAAUUAUGUUGAUCAACUAAAUCAAAUUUUUUGCAUUCUUGGUACACCAAAUGAAAAUAUUAUAUCUAAAAUAAAGAGCGCUUCUGCUCAAAACUAUAUUAGAAGUUUACCUACUAUACCAAAAAUGCCAUAUUCAAAAAUAUUUCCAUAUGCUAAUCCAGAUGCAUUGGAUCUUCUCAAUUGUUUACUUACGUUUGAUCCAUGUGAUCGUAUUUCAUGUGAAGAGGCAUUAGAACACCCUUAUCUUAUUAUUUGGCAUGAUCCAAAAAAAGAACCUGUUUGUUCUGAACAGUUUGAUUUUGGAUUUGAAGCAAUAGACAGUAUUGAAGAAAUAAAACAAAUGAUUAUAGACGAAGUUUUAAGAUUUAAAGGAUUAACUAGAAACCAAAAUUUGUAUCAUUCUAUAUCUCAUACUUAA